GUUCAUCUUCCGUGAAUUAAAAUAAAAAAUCGAGCUCCCAACUGUUUCCCUUUCAAAUAUUAAGAAUUAAGUCGAUAGUGUUGAAUUAUUUCACAGAGGUAUAAAUGAUUACUUGGAAACAAUUGAAGGAGGCCAUAUAUGUAAUACAUGUAUGGAGGAGGCACCCACUUAUUGUUAGCUAACUUCGGGAUGGUCAGUCAGUCGCGAAUCAUCAUACGGUAUUGUUCUAUAGAAUCAUAGUGCAUUCAAGAAGAGGCUAAGAAUGACAGCAGCCGUUAGCAUCAGCGGUUUUAUCGUAACAUCCGCAAUACUCUGCGGAAUAAUUAGUAUUGUAAUUUACCACCUGAGAAGACUGCGUCUGUACAAACAGGUCUCAAAAUUCAGCGGACCUCCGUUACUGCCGUUUUUCGGUAAUGCCCUUGGAUUCGUCGGAAAUACCGAAGACAUCCUGAUGAAGAUUAUGGAGCUUUUGAACUCGUAUCCUUCCCCGUUUCGCGUCUGGCUUGGCCACCGAUUGUUCUUCGGCGUUAGUAAUCCCGAGCAAAUGAAGACGAUUUUUCUCAGCCAAAAAACUAUCGAAAAAGAAGACCUGUACAAGUUUAUCCGGCCAUGGUUAGGGACAGGAUUGUUUACGGCCCCCGCAUCGAAAUGGCGGGUCCACCGAAAGCUCAUAAUGCCAACCUUCAACUCCCGAAUCUUGGAAUCAUUCGUGGAAGUCUUUGCGAUCCAGUCGAAAAUAUUGAAUCAGCAAAUGGAGGUUGAACUGGACGGGGCAGAAUUCGACGUAUUUCAUUACGUGUCACUCUGUACGUUGGACAUUAUUUGCGAAACUGCCAUGGGGGUGUCUGUGAGAGCACAAACCGAGUCCAGUUGUCGCUAUGUUGAAGCUACAAAAAGUAUCUCGAGUGGCAUAUUCAGAAGAAUGUUCCAAAUCUGGCUGCACCCAGAUUUCAUCUUUGAGCGGACACAACUUGGCAAAACUCAGAAAGAGUGCGUCAAUUACUUGCACAGUCUUACCGAAGAGGUGAUACAGAAAAAGAAGAAAGCAUAUUUCCAAGCCAAUGGCAAGCCGGAAAAAGAGUCUCGCAACGGGGAAUUUCGUAGAAAAGCUUUCUUAGAUCUUCUCAUGGAGUUGACUCAUGAUGGAGAAAAAUUUACGGAUGACGAACUACGUGAAGAAGUUGAUACGAUGAUGCUUGCUGGAAAUGAUACGACAGCGAUAGUAAAUUCGUUCGUAAUGUUGAUGCUGGCUUCUUAUCCAAACGUACAGAACAAAGUUUACGAAGAACUCUAUGAGAUUUUCGGAAAUGAUGACAACGACGAACGAACCGUGACACACGAAGACUUACCACGUAUGGAAUACAUGGAACGUGUUAUCAAAGAAACUAUGCGGCUAUUCCCCAUCGGGCCAAUUCUUGUUCGCGCAGUUACGGAAGAUUUGGACAUAGGUGAGCACACGUUACCAGCAGGGAGUUCAGUUGUUCUUGGAAUCUUGAAAGCUCACAGAAACGAAGAGUUUUGGCCUGAGCCACUGAAAUUUGAUCCUGACAGGUUCCUACCCGAAGAAGUUGCGAAACGACAUCCUUACUGUUACGUGCCAUUCAGUGCCGGGCCGCGAAAUUGUCUAGGUAUAAAGUAUGCCAUGAUGGCGAUGAAGACACUCCUUUCGACGGUUCUACGAAGAUACAUCAUCAAAAAAGAUGAUGUACAAUCGAUACAGGAUAUCAAACUGAAGGCAGACCUCAUGUUGAAGCCGGUCAAACCGAUCACGAUAAGAAUUGAGAAACGAACGACAAAAAUUAAUUACAUUUGAGACCGAACAAAGGAUAAUUUUGGGUUCGGUUCAGUUGUUAGCUAUACUUUAAUUUACAUACGACAUAAAAAUAAGUUUAAGCACGUAUGGAUAAUGUAUUAGUUUAUAGUAAAAUUGAUUUAUCGAGUUAGCUUUGAUUCUGCAGAAUCUAGUCCUACAAGAAAUAUCCUACAGGUACUUUUCUGCCAAAAACAUCAUUCUAUAGAACCCACGUCUACGGGAUGGAAUGGAUAGCAGGACCGGUUCUACGGAACCCUAUUCUACAAAAACGAAUUUUAUUGGAAGAUGACAGUUUCUACAGAAAUCGCUUCUACGUAGUUCGUUUCUAGAAAAAUAAGCCAACCAAUAGAGUAGAAAGUGAUUCUGUGACAAAAAUACUAAGAGAAUUCCGACUGUGCCGUAACGCGGAAGACAGUCCGUAGUUCUAUUAUGUAAUGUUUCAUACUCGCAGCUAUGGCCUUUUUUUUAUCAACAAUUAUACACAAGAAAGUGAACUUUUGAGUUUUUUGCUUAUAAAAGUGAAACUAAUGAAGCAAUGUUAAUACUGUCAAGGGACGAGUUGUAAAGAAUCAAAAUGCGAACAAAAUGGGUUUUCGAACCACGCGAUUGGAUAAUUAGUACCGGAGAAAAGACUAAAAAGCAUAGAAAAUUUUUUUUUUCUUCAGUGUAUAACUCCGUCAUUUUUAAGUUGUAGCGCAGGCCCUUCGGAUAAUAGUAGUGAUUAAUAUGUUCUUUAUUUGCGCAUAAGACAGGUGUUGUCAGAUGACCAGUUUUUGCACAAUUGCGAUUUGAAUUUUUUAAUGCACUGUUUUGCAGUGUGUCUGGAUGCAUCACGAAUGGUUCAAUUAAAAUUUUUCAUGGCGAAAUUUGGCGAAAACGUAUACUUUUAUUUUGUGCCAAAAUGCUGGAGAAUAAGCAAAAAAUGAUCCCAAAAAUGACUAAAUACGGCCAUCCGCGAGAAAGCAAUCAAGUAGUGGAUAAAGGGUAUUUAUAAUAGUAAUA
Messenger RNA from Neodiprion fabricii, 2815 nucleotides. Its product is annotated as cytochrome P450 4C1-like. Gene Ontology annotation, molecular function: iron ion binding; oxidoreductase activity, acting on paired donors, with incorporation or reduction of molecular oxygen; heme binding. The record is from RefSeq and is a predicted model, not a curated record. The coding region runs from base 263 to 1813 and encodes 516 amino acids. Lineage: Eukaryota; Metazoa; Arthropoda; Insecta; Hymenoptera; Diprionidae. The transcript has 14 exons.